Molecule: messenger RNA, 3306 nt
Organism: Theileria equi strain WA
Lineage: Eukaryota; Apicomplexa; Aconoidasida; Piroplasmida; Theileriidae
Product: protein kinase domain containing protein
Exons: 1
Coding region: 1-3306 (1101 amino acids)
Biological process (GO): protein phosphorylation
Molecular function (GO): ATP binding; protein kinase activity
Source: RefSeq, a predicted model, not a curated record
AUGGUACAUUAUGUUAUCUUUAUAUCGUUUGUAAUUGUGGUUUCAUACAUUAUGUCUCACAUAAACAAGAUACCUGCCAAGAAAAUUGGACUCCAAAAGAGUACUAAUUUCGGAUUUAAUGUUCCUUGGAUCACAUAUGCCAACGCACAAUAUCCGACAACGGAAGAGAUUCGUUUCCUUGAGGAUGAAAAAAAACCACAAGAUUUGGCUAAUAAUGAAAUAUUUUCAUCAAAAUUGGCGUUGGUUAAUGAUCAGAUAGGCAAUGUGCAGAUAGCUGAUGACAUAUUUGUUAAAGAUAUAUCAUUGAUCGUCGUAGAUACUGAAGGAUUAGCAUAUAGAACCAACUUUUCUAGGAAUUUGGUUUGGGUGUCAAGGUUAACUAAGAACAUGUUGAAAAUGAACAAACCUUCUCUAGAAAAAUACCAAGUUUGUGCAAUAGAGGACAUCGCAGGAAAGAAAAUCACCAGAAAAAGAAUAGUUGAGAAUGAUAUAUUUUCUGAAAGAAAAGAUAGAAAUGCUAACGAUAAAAAAUAUAAGGGCCCGAAUGAUAUGUUUACACGUCAUUUGGUUCCAAGUUAUGAUGGAUAUGUAUAUUAUGUCGAUGAACACCAUACAAAAUUAUUGCAGAUACAUGUAAAAGAUAUUGUCAAUUAUACCCCUCUUUAUACACAUUUACUUGAGGGUGUUUAUCUCCAAGGCCACAGAAAAUCAACUAUAUUAGCAUUAGAUUUUGAAACAGGUGACCAUAUUAUGCGUCACAACACUGGCGGUCCAGCUAGCGAUGAAUAUGAAGUCGAUUAUAUCAUGCCAAAUAUAGAUGAGAAAAGGCAGCAAAUACACAUUGGAUAUACAGAUUGGUCUGUAAAGGCUUAUAGUGAGAGAAAACAUCAAGAAAUCUGGAGCUUUAAUUGGCGUGAAAUUGGUUCUGUGAAUACCGAAAUGAAAAAUGAUCAUAUAGUUCAGAAUAUCAGGAAUAUAAUUACUGUGAAUAACAAUAAUUUGCGUUUUAAUAUAUCAGGGCUAUCUAAAUCUGAAUCUGAAUUACAGUUUCCCUUCCCAAUAACGUCGGUAUUCGCUGUUUUUGAAAGUAAAAGGGAUGGAAUUCAUACUUUAGAACUAAUAAGCAGAAUACCACUUCCGCCUCCUACGCAAUUUUUGCUACCACAUCCUAUAAAUUCGCAUUCUACAUUGAGACUCUCGAGCUCUAAUAAUAUAAAGGGUAAAUCCUUAUUUAUUAAUGAUGACAUUAUAAAGGUAGUUGAUUCUUACAGACCGGAUAAUGGAAUUGUAUUGAAAAUUAUGGAUAGUAUAAAUCACAGGAAUUUAGUGAUUAAAGAGUUGUACGAUAAUAAGCCAAAACCAGGUAUUGAUGAAAGCACUACAUUUCUGCUAAAGUGGUGGUGGUUAUUAAUAUCUUGGGUAAUAGCCAUCGUUUUAACACCAUUGGUAUGGAUUUAUAGGAGAGUGCGUAAACAAGUGCACAAACAUUUUGAUAACCCAAUUGAUAAUAAAAGUACAAAUAAUAACAUUGAUAUGCUCAGUAGUAACUCAUCGCAAGAAUCUUCUAAAUCGGAUUUUAGUGAGCCAGAUAAUAUUUCUCUUGAUCGUUAUUCCGACGUUAAUCUCUCCGUGGAUCACAAACUUUCUACCGAACUCAGGCGUGCCAAAAGUGAGGGUAAUUUUUUCACAAAUGAACAAGAUGAUCCAUUUUCUAAGUCCGUUUGGAUAGAAGAACAAAGUCUUAUUAAUGUUUUUGGUUCAACAAAACAGAAUAAAUUCCAAAGAGGAAAUAUUCUAACAAAAUCAAAUAAUGGUAGUGUUUUGAAUAAAAAGGAUGUAUUAGAAAAGGAAGCGAAUUCCAGUGCCCUUUCUGUCAUACCCAGUACUAGUAUACUUGCAAAAUUUCUGGAAAAUGGCCGUUUUUUGCGAACCUUCGAGUGUAUAAAACUUCUUGGUAAAGGAGGAUUCGGAGCUGUUUAUAGAGCUCAGCACCGUUUAGAACCUGGAAAUCCCAUUUAUGCUGUUAAAUUUGUUCUUCUUAGGCUUAAAGCCAGUGAAGAUUUAAGCUCUAGGCGUUAUUUUAGAGAAGUUGCGGCGAAUCGUGAUAUUUAUAGUAAAUAUGUGGUUCGAUAUUAUACGUGGUGGUGUGAAGAACCACAUUUUCUACCACUAGCUCAAAUGACUAGAGAGCUUCAGAUCGCUGCAGCAAAUAAUGUUCGUCAUUUAAUAGAUACAAAAGCUAUAUCUGCUCAAAAAUCUAGGGAACUGGAUGAUUAUUUACAGCAAUAUCACGACAUAGUAUGUCAAUACAUUCAAAAUCCCAGUUCGGAUGACGCAUUUCCUAACUUUAGUAAAAUAGCACAAAGUAUUAAAAAUAGGGUCUCUAAGAUACCUAAACUAUUUAUAAGGAGAAAUAGAAGACAAAAUGUUCAGGAACGUGGUAGCUCGUGUGCUGCUAAACGCAAUAAUACAUCCAAGGGUAAUUCCAAUGAUUCGUCUGAAUUUCCUUACGCAAGUGAAGGAAGCCAUAUUCAAUUCAAGGAAACCAUUGAGGAGGGAAAUCAGAAAUUAUCAAGUGACACCGAUAAAUCUAGUUUUAGCGUUAUAAAUACAAAUACCCCAAAAGAGCAAGAAAAACAAUUUCCGGUUGUUCUUUUGAUCCUUAUGGAAAUGUGUAACGGUUUUACCUUGAGACAAUGGCUAAAUAGACCAUCUAGAAGUGAUAAACCCCUUGAAUUUUUGAAGGGUCACAAUGGAAAGACAGUAGAAUUUGAACUUUUCAAGCAACUUAUAAAGGGUUUAAGGGAUAUACAUAGCAACUGCUUCAUACACCGUGAUUUAAAACCAGAGAAUAUAUUUGUGGAUUUGAAAACACACGCAUUAAAGAUUGGAGAUUUAGGCUUGGUUGGAUUUAUUGAGGAAAAUUCACAUUCAUCUGUAUCUGGAACAAUUACAAGUGCGAAGGCACAUCUCCUUAGUGAUGCAACACAAGUAUCUGUUAGAGGACAGGUGAUUGGAACCCCUGGGUAUACGGCGCCAGAAGGUGGUGGUAACUGUACUGAAAAGGCAGAUAUAUAUUCAGCAGCUUUGAUUCUACUGGAGCUUUUGUGUCCAAGAUUCAACACGGUUAUGGAACGACUAGACACCCUGGAAAACUUUAGAAAAUCACAUGAUGCGCCACAAUUUAUCAAAAUAGACCUUAAACCAUGGUAUGAACUAAUGGUGCACAUGGCCGAUCAAUGCCCAGAGAAAAGACCAUCUGCUGAGGAAGUAUAUCAGCGCCUAAAAAUCAUACUCAAGUCAUAA